Molecule: messenger RNA, 7214 nt
Organism: Megalopta genalis
Lineage: Eukaryota; Metazoa; Arthropoda; Insecta; Hymenoptera; Halictidae
Cellular component (GO): plasma membrane
Molecular function (GO): protein binding
Source: RefSeq, a predicted model, not a curated record
GGCUCUGAGCUCAGCCCCGUUUCGUUCCAUCACCCUUACCCCAGUACAUGCCCUGCAGCGAACUAGCCCUCCGGGCUUUUCUCUUUUACCGUGCAGUUGCGCAUUAACCUCUCGACGGUGUGGAGCUGUGUGCUGUUCGUUCGGUCACUGGACUUUCAGUCCCGCUGCAUCGGUCCCCGUUGCAUCCGUUGCACCAAUUCGGUUUCCACCCGCCUAUCGAAUCGUCGCAGCCUACAUAUUCUCCAAGAGAGUCAGCAUAACAACCACCGACAAUAUGUUCAUCCAGGAUCCUCCGCGGCUUCAUCGGAAGUGGUGUUGAUUACCGGUAUCCAUUCGUUAAUCGUAAUCAUGUCGACUGUGUCGGUCGCCAGCAGCAGACGUCAUCUCGACGAGCCACUUUCAAGAAGCAUCCCUUGAGAGUAAAGUCGCUGGUAUUCUGUGAAUGUCAUCGAUUCCGUCUACGUCCUCGGGCUUGCUAUUGUGAUGUUCGAUUCAAUGACAGACGAUUAUGGAGGUAGCUGAUGCUGGAGGUGGUUACAAGCGAAUUCGGAUAACAGCCCUGUUUCUGUCGGUGCUUUUGUUCGGUUGCUUCGACUAUGCAGCCGGAGGUGAUUGCGGUCUGGCUGAGUUGACUUGCAAAGAUCGACAUUGCGUACCGAUCGACGCUUACUGUAACGGGCGAGACGAUUGCGGAGACAACAGCGAUGAGCCACCAAUGUGUUCACCAUGCAAUCGUACCUACCACGGCCGUGAAGGACGUACAUACAAGCUAGAUCUUCCAAGACCCGCCGAGGAACGUCUGCCGUUCCUUUGUCAUUUGACGUUUACCGCUGCUGGCCAGGGGUACGGAGAAUUGGUGCAGUUGUUGUGGGAUGCGUUUAGCGUGGGUAGAGUAGAUCCAAACACUGAUAGCUUUAUAGCAAGUUGCCCGGAGGGUUCGUUGCAAUUAGCCGAGCUGGGCAGACAUUUCACGGGUGGCUCUUGGUGCGGAGCAGGCGAGGGAAAAGCGUCUUAUUACAGCGAGACCAGCACCGUAACAGCGUCCAUACGGUUGUUUCAUGCUCCUCCCGGCGUGCCGUUCGAGUUCCAGUUGCGGUAUAGAUUCGUAGCACGCAACGAAGCUGUCGCUAGAUUAGGAAAACCAGAUCUUCCAAUUGAAAGAGGCUCCCCGGUGCCGGGCACGUACUGCUCUAGAAAUUUUUACGAAUGCCAUUUGAAGCAGUGCCGACUGCAGAGCCCGAACUAUCCCGGCGAGUAUCCGAGAAAUGCGAGCUGCUUGAUCACCAUAAGGCAGAAGGAGGUACCCACCUGCAAGCAUGCCAUGAUUUCCGUGAAAUCCACGGCGCCCGGUCCAGUCGGAAUCACUACAGCCAAUAGUUCUCUAAGCGUAUGGCAGGAUUGUCCACCGGACAAGGACCGCCUCAUCUUCCACGACGGUGUUCGCCUAGAAGAUCCGAUUUUGUUGAUCUACUGCGGAGGGCCUUUGCCUAGAAUAACUGCCAGGGGCCCAACGAUGCAGGUGGAGUUCCGGAGCUCCCCCAUAGCCAUUCCUCUGGGCGCGUCCGCUCUGCGGCUCGAGCUCGAGAUUCAGGUAGUGUACGUUGACUCCGACGGGCUCGAUUAUGCCAGAGACCCUCAAGGCUGCCACUUUUUUGUAAACGAGACUAGCAAAAGAAGCGGCAUACUGCGGGCGCCGCUUCACGCACUGCCACCAAACUCCAGUUGUACAUGGAAUAUAAAAGGGGCCGCCGGAGACAGAGUGUGGAUCUAUUUUUCUUCUUACUCUCAGAGGGAUUUGACGGGCACCGUAGAGAAUAACGCCAGUUCUCAAUCGGACGUGCCCUGCGCGGUGAAAUUGAUCUUCUGGGACGGGAUACCGAACACCGCUUUACCAAUGGCCACGCUUUGCGACGACACGCCUAAGCUGUGCGCGCACGCGGCUUUGAGAAACAUCACCAGGAGUACACGGCCGUGCACCAAGGAAGAGAGCUACAUGACGGUGGCACCGACUCUGACGCUGCGCAUGGAGACGCUGUUAGGCACCGCUCUUCACACCGUUAAUUUUAAUGCACAGUAUGAAUUUAUAUCGACUCUUCAAGUCGGCGAGCCUUGGGGGGACGGAGUCUGUAGCCGAAUUUGGCGGAAAGUCCGAAGCGGGGAGGUAAUAUCGCCGCGGGACGUCCGGUUAUUCGGCAGGGGCGGGUCCUUGAAGUUGGACUGCAGGUAUCGGAUAGAAGCAGGCACGGACGAGAGGGUGCGGCUGACCUUGCACAACGUCAGCCUCGGCGAGGCAACAGUCUGCACGAGCGAGCCGGACCCUCACACCGGUCGACCACGUUGUGUUCAGGAGAUGGGCUCCAGAGAAGCUCGGCUAGUCUUAUACGAGGCACCCUGGCGGGACGUUCGACUGCCCAGAGCUUGUCUCUGUGACAACACGUCACACCUUCCCCUGACUCACAUCUCCUCUAGCCGAGCUCUUGAGAUCUCGUUUCUGAUCGACCAGCAGGCGCCGCACGAGGACUUCGAAACGCUUUUCUUUUACGCGAGCUUCGAGCUGGUCCGAGUGCCUGAGUGUCCCAGAAAGCAAAGAGUACGCGGAGAAGGAGGCGAGUUGAAGUUCUUGUCACCGCCGCUGUCGCGACCGGACAUCUACUGCGAGGGACUCCCUUGGCUUGUGGAGGCUCGCGACAACAGGUCUCUGUUCGUCCUGACCUGGGGAUGGUUCCUGCCUCUAGAACCACCCCCGGCGUCGGAGCAGAACGAGCAAACCAAGUGUCCAACGACCAAUCGAGUUCUCCUCUACUCCGGAUGGCCGCCCAAGCUGCUAAAGGUGGUGUGUCCUGCAGAACCAGGCGCCAGAGAGUUCACGGUUCACGUGUUCUCUGAAGAGUGGCUCGGGAGCACGGAAGAAGAGGGCAAGUGGCUUGGCCCGCCAAGACCACCUGCGCUUCUUCUGGACUUUGUCGCCAGGGAGUCCGGCCAGGCUGCGGCUUCGUGGCUGGAAAUAUCGAAGAGCAGAGCGGCCUUGCGUAGACAACUGCGUCUACCCGAAAGGGGGAUAGAGAACGAGACUUUGUCGCCUGGAGACUGUCCUCACAGGUGUCCCGAGCUGAGCGCUUGCAUUGCUGCGAGUCUCUGGUGCGAUGGACGAGCGCAUUGCCCAUCCGGACACGACGAAGCAAAUUGCGGUAACGGUGCGAAGCUCCUCGGGCUGCUCCCAUCGGAAAUGUGGCUGGUGUUGGCUGGUGUCGCAGGAAUCAUCGCUGCCUUCGCGUGCUUCUUUGCUGUGCUGAUCAGCAGGUCGAAAGCACGCAACAAGGGUCUUCAUUACAAGGGUACAAAGAAAAGCAAUAGACCGAGACGCGCGCCUACAGAAGAGACGCUGCUCGGAGCAGCCUCCUGACAACAGCAACCCGGUUUCGUGGAAUAUAUCCACGUCGACCGGGAAACAACCGUUUAGCAAUAUUUCUCUAUGCUUCACCGUCCACUAACUUACCACUGUUCUACGUUUUUCGAACAUGUUUCAUCCUUUCGAGUAUUAUUGUUUUUCUAGUCGAAUGGUAAGUGGAGUCUUUCAGUUAUCCCUGGCUAUUGACUGUACGUUUUUGUUUUCUAUUAAAGGUUCAUGUUAAUUAGAAGCGCAAUAGCGAGGGACACAUGAUUUAACGAUUUAAGGAUAGGUUGUGUUUUCACAAUGUUUACUACAGCUGAAGUGGUUGACCUUAGUUGUUAAUUGUUGUUACGUUGUUGUGCGUAAUCCGUACAAUUCAGUUCCAUAGAGGUCGGAGGACUUGAUUUUCAGCGACGUAGCGGAUGCAAAGAUAAGUGCAAAUAAUCUUAAAGUACGUACACAGGAAUACAUGGAUAAUUUAAUAAAAUAUCACACAUUGCUCAAAGAACGUUGUAACUGCCAAAAAAAUACUUUAAGUUCGAUUAGCAGUUGUACAAUUUUUAGCAACAAUGGAAACGAACAAUAGAAGAAAGAGAGAGAGAGAGAUAGCAGUGAAUGUAAAAUGUCGUUUAGGAGUGUUCUCGAUUUUUGAUUUUUAAAUAUAAGUUACAUAGAAUCGUGGAACACGGUUUUAUAUAACAAUACCAAAGAUUUCUUUGAAUGUAUAUUUAAUGUUAACAUCUUUCUCGUACUGUUUAGAAAUAUUUUCGUCUUUCUUCAUCGCUGAGCCAUACUUUCGAUGAACUUACGUAUACCAUUGUUUGACUUGGAGGAGCUUGCCGAACUCGAGCAAGAAAGGAGGAUUACGAUUAGUAUAUCGACAACGAUGUCGCAUCACGUUUGAUCUGUUGAACGGUAGAAUGUUGCAGGGCCGACGUUAAUAACUUGGCAGGUCGGAGUUAGCCUGCCGGACUAUUUUUGUCGAGCUAUACGUAAAUAUAUACCAUUAAGGGAACAAUUGUAGGUGAAGUUCCAGCGCACAAGAAACUCUCAUAAAUCUGAAGGAAAGAACAAAAAAAAAGAAUUAGAUGACAUUUGUAUGGUACAAUAUUAUAUAACAGUGUUUCCUCGGCUCUUAUUUCUACCGUAUGAAAAAAAGUGUUCAAUUAACAUUCAGAACUGAUCGCAUCACUUUCAUAUAGAAUAUAUUUUCAUCGCGUGUGUUCGCUUUGAUUUUUGUAAACGAAUUUCUUUGGUUCGCAAUGAUAUAUUAUAUAUCUAUAUAAAAACGUGAAAAAAAACGACAAAAAAAAAGGCAGCAGUAGCAAAGUAUAUUCUUACUAACCAAAGGAAAUUGAAACUCAGACGAUCUAUUUAAAAGAAUAGAAAAAAGAUAGCGACGUAUAGAGAGAAGAGCACUUCCGCGGAUAUUCUAAAAAAGGUUAUUCAGAAAAAUCGCUGUUAUACAAUAUUUAGUACUAUAGGUUUAUAGUUGCACACGAACGAUUAGAGUCUACUUAGCUGCGACAGAACGAGAAAUGGGAUAAAAUAGCGACGUAACUUACAAAUAUAAAACACACUCGAUAACGUUAGAGAGUUGUUAUUCGAUUAUAAUUACUGUUACACGAACGACUAAACACGUAUUACUUAAGCGGAGAUGGAUGCAUUCGCCUACUAGGUAGAUCGAGACUAGGAUAUGAAUUCGCGCGUGAAACAGAGCGAGAAACGAUUCAUUGACAUUGAGUAUUUUAAACGGAGACCUUCGAGAAUUCACGAGCUACAAUCCGAACGAAUAAAUCAAACAUAGUUUUUAAUUGGAUGAAAUCGUAUUGCUGUACGCGAGCCACACACCACACACAGUAUAAGGAAGUUACGCGUUAAGUACCACUGUAAGGACUGAAAGUAAAUUACAAGAAGCAGUGAUUAAGCGAAAGGAAGACAACAAUAUGUAUUAUAAUUAAGUGCUACUUGAAGAAAAAGUUUACAAUUACGAUAUAUCAUAUAAAAUUAGUUUUUAGAAAGUAUACAAGAAAUUAGGACAUUCUUCUACGACGCAUCGCGUGAUGCGCCCGGCUCCUCGCAGAGAAUCGAAUGUUUAAGCAACUAGGCGAUUAACACUAGAUUGUUAUUGUCUUAUGCGUUUACGGGACUGUUCGUCCCUCCCCCUCAAAGCUCCUUGGAAAUAGUUUAAGAAGAUUCUUGGCUUCCUUGAAACAUAGUAGAAUCUCUAAUACGGGGAACAAACAUUUUCGUUCGACUGCAACUUUUGUAACUUAGUUAUUACAGAGAUAUAUUAUACAUUCGCAUAAAAGGACUCGGAGCAGAGUCCAAUACAAUCGCAACUCGCCGGGAGUCUCGCAACGCGGGCGCGGAAUUUCAUUUCGUACGCAGAGCAUACGUUCGUGUAAAUAACGCUUAGGGUACGAGAACUAAAAAUGUACGUAACACGGUCCGCGCUUAAAAGUACACUACGAAUUCCGAUAUCUAAAUACAAGCGACGAUUUACGUUCUCCGCGCCGUCCGGUUCAAUGAAAACGAAAGAAUCCGCGCGUACCGGAAGCGGUUCUUUCGAGCGACCGGGGAUCAGAUUGAAAACUUUUACAUUUGUCGUAUCCUCGACCCUUGAUCGAACUAUGCGAAGCUGUUCGCGAUCGCGUUACAAUAUUUUGUAAGAUGUUACACGCGUAUUUUAUGAUUUCGUUGGCCAUCGAUUGCGUGUAAAUAACGCCUAGGUGCUCGCGUUUCAAAGAGGCUGUGUUGUUAUUUUUUAAUCGUUUUACUGGGAUAUCGGUUAUACGUUAUUUGGAUAUCCGAAUGCUGUCGAUUCACGCAGACCGUGUGGCUCAACCACUUUAACAGGUAUAUUAGAAGAGUUUUGAUAGAGAAUUCCACGGGGAUCGUGUCUCCCCUCGGACAUAUUCUAAUCCGACAAGUACGAUCUGUUUCGUUUUUUUCCGAGUCUCGUGGGAAGAUACAUUUUACGAAGAGCAACGUAUACUUAACUAGAAUCUACUUUAGUAACGAAUUUACCGAACGUAACGAAAUGGGAAUUGGGGAGAAGGCGCGAGAGAGAGAGGAUUUAAAUAUUACUACACUCACACACUUAUACAUAGGACGUACGCGUAUCUCAACAUUUAUUACACGGAACGCGAAGGAGGACGGAGGACCUCGGAGGACGUGUCAUAGAAAACUUAAUGCCUUUUACGCUGUAAGUGUGAUCUAUGAUCCCUUAAUAAUCUUGUUUCAAGAUCAAGAGGAUUAUCGAUCAUUGCUCGGUUGUAGUGAUAGACAUGCCAAAGAGACAGACAUAGAAAGAAUAAUAAUUUUAGGAUUACUACUUUCUCUUCGAAAGUGGCUUCUUUACUUCCAACGAAUCUCGACCGGAUUCAUUGUUUUCUUUUUUUUUUUUUUUUCGUUUUCAUUACGAUCAAUCAUGUUUCCGUUGUCCUUAUCGUCGACUCACGUUGACUUAUGCGUAUGCGUGCGCGUGACACGAUACUUUUGUCUCCGAUUAGGAUCGUCCGUGUCACGAACAAUCGUUUUGCGGCGGAACGAAUCGACGAAACAACUAUAUUUCCGACGUUCUCUGUCCCGUGAUUAAAAUUGUUUGCCAGUCGAAGAUCGGUCGUUGUCUAUCAUUAGUUCGCUUCAGGUUACAAACAGAAAAAGCACGAAUAAAACAUUGUUGGCAAAAUCGAAAAUUCUAAAUACGAUUACAAUACCGUUAUUUUUGAACACUGGAGGAAAACGAUUCGUCGCUUUCCAUUGAAAGUUACACUUGUAUAGGUACUUUCAUAUUUAAAUAAACAUGACAAAUCUGAAA